CCUCUGACCAAACAACCAUCACUCAAGCCUCGCAUUCACAAUCACAACGCCCUAAACUACCACACCAGCGCCUCCACGAUUGCACGGAUCGAAUACACAAAACCCGCCCCGAGCGAUUACAAGCCUCAAUAACCGCCCAGCAUGUCGGACGGCGCCUUGAAGCCCGAGAAGGACUUCUCGAAGGAGACGGACAAGCAGAUCCCGGAGGCUGAGAAGCUCGCCAAGAGCGAUAUCUCGGCCGCCAUCGAGAAGCUCAGCGUCCUAGAGAAGCAGACCCGCCAGUCCUCAGAUCUUGCGUCGACAUCGCGUAUACUCAUCGCCAUUGUGAACAUCACCAAGGAUGCUGGCGACUGGAGCUUGAUGAACGAGCAGGUCCUGAUCCUUUCGAAGAAGCAUGGCCAGCUCAAGCAGGCCAUCACGAAGAUGGUCCAGGCGGUGAUGGGCUUCCUCGACUCGACCCCGAACCUCGAAACGAAGCUGUCCGUCAUCGAGACGCUGCGGACAGUCACCGAAGGCAAAAUAUUUGUCGAAGUCGAGCGCGCGCGUAUCACCAAGACCCUUUCCGACAUCAAGAAGGAGCAAGGCGACCUGAAGGCGGCAACGGAUAUUCUGUGCGAGCUGCAGGUGGAGACGUUCGGUUCUAUGGACCGCCGGGAGAAGACCGAGUUCAUUCUGGCACAAGUCGCUCUCUGUAUCGAGGUCGGUGACUGGACCCAGGCCAGCAUCUUGAGCCGAAAGAUCAGCACCCGCUACCUGUCGCGAAAGCCGAAGAAGACUCCCGAGCAGCUGGAGAAGGAGAAGAAGGAGCGUGAGAAGAAGAGGGCGAGAGGCGAGGAGGUGCCCGAGGAGAAGGAGGACGACACAACCGACCUUAAGCUCCGGUACUACGAGCAGCAAAUCAUCCUUGCGAAGCAUGAUGACAAGUACCUCGACGUCUGCAAGCACUACCGCCAGGUUCUCGACACCGAGGCGGUUGAGGAAGACCCCAAGAAGCUCCACCCCGUCCUUCAACGCAUCAUCUUCUUUGUCAUCCUUGCGCCGCACGACAACGAGCAGCACGACCUGCUCCACAGAAUCCAGAAAGAUUCCAGAAUUAGCCAAGUCUCUCAGGAGGCCGAUCUUCUCAAGCUCUUCACCGUCCACGAGCUCAUGCGCUGGCCCGAGGUCGCCAAAACGUUCGGCCCCCACCUCUGCGAGACCGACGUGUUCGAUGCCCAGACCGGCCAGUCCGAUGACGAGAAGGCCCACCAACGCUGGUUGGACCUGCGCAAGAGAGUCAUCGAGCACAACGUGCGCGUUGUCGCCAAGUACUACACCCGUAUCCAGACCCAGCGCCUCACCCAGCUGCUGGAUCUCACCGAGGACGAGACAGAGAAGUACAUCAGCGAGCUGGUCACGUCGAAGACGAUCUACGCCAAGAUUGACCGCCCUGCGCGCAUCGUGAGCUUUGCGAAGCCCAGAGACGCGGACGACAUCCUGAACGAGUGGAGCUCCAACAUGAAGAGCUUGUUGGGCCACUUGGAGCGCAUCGACCAUCUCAUUACAAAGGAGGAGAUGAUGGCCAACAUCCAGCCAGGCGCCUCCAAGUCGGGCAAGGGAAAGGCUACCAAGGCGCAUUAGACGUAGACGAUGGUUUAACGGUUUAACGGUUUGCCGGGGUCAAGGCACGGGAUACGGCGUGUAAUUGUAGAGCACUCACUACCUCGGACGAAGGGCAAUGAACCAGACUGGGGGUGGUGUAAAACAUGCUUCGGUCUAUUCUUUGAUGAACCUGUGCUCUAUAAAGUCCCUCACUGUCUAUACCGGAAUUGUCUGGAUCGUCUACUCAUAAUAUGCCGUACCGUGUGUGCU
This is a messenger RNA of Colletotrichum destructivum, 1851 nucleotides long. Its product is annotated as Putative proteasome component (PCI) domain, winged helix-like DNA-binding domain superfamily. The record is from RefSeq and is a predicted model, not a curated record. The transcript has 4 exons. Bases 142 to 1620 code for a protein of 492 amino acids. Gene Ontology annotation, cellular component: proteasome regulatory particle, lid subcomplex; cytoplasm. Lineage: Eukaryota; Fungi; Ascomycota; Sordariomycetes; Glomerellales; Glomerellaceae.